Messenger RNA from Colletotrichum graminicola M1.001, 6960 nucleotides. RefSeq names its product beta-ketoacyl synthase domain-containing protein. NCBI's taxonomy places the organism in Eukaryota, Fungi, Ascomycota, Sordariomycetes, Glomerellales, Glomerellaceae. The record is from RefSeq and is a predicted model, not a curated record. Gene Ontology annotation, biological process: secondary metabolite biosynthetic process; fatty acid biosynthetic process. The transcript has 11 exons. The coding region runs from base 1 to 6960 and encodes 2319 amino acids. Gene Ontology annotation, molecular function: fatty acid synthase activity; oxidoreductase activity.
AUGGAGGACAUCGCCAUCAUCGGCAUGGCCUGCCGCUUUCCCGGCAAUGCCACCUCCCCUGAAAAGCUGUGGCAGAUGAUGGUCCAGAAGGAAUCCGCGUGGUCUGAGUUUCCCAAGGACCGUCUCAACAUAGAUGGGUACUAUCAUCCGAGUGGUGACCGUCAGGGAAGUAUCUCAUUCCGAGGCGCCCACUUUAUCAAAGACGAUAUCGCAGCUUUCGACGCGUCUUUUUUCUCCGUCAUGGCCGAGGACGCCAAGGCCAUCGACCCUCAACAGCGUUUCCUGCUGGAGGUAUCCUACGAGGCACUUGAAAAUGCUGGCCUUCGCAUGGAAGACCUCAGAGGUAGCCCCACAGCCGUUUAUGUCGGCUCCUUUGUGAAGGACUACGAGCAGAUUUGCCUGCGCGAUAUGGACUGGCAGCCACAGUAUGCUGCCACAGGCACAGGCAACGCCAUCAUGUCCAACCGCGUGUCCUACACGUACGACUUCAAGGGGCCGAGCAUGACGAUCGACACCGGCUGCAGUGGAAGCCUCGUGGCAGUCCAUCUAGCUGCCCAAGCUCUCAGGGCCGGCGACUGCUCCCUGGCUCUCGCUGCCGGAGCCGGCCUCAUUCUCACGCCCAAUACCAUGAUGCCCAUGACGGCACUCAACUUCCUCAGCCCGGACGGCAAGUGCUUUGCCUUUGAUGCCCGUGCCAACGGCUACGGCCGUGGCGAGGGGAUCGGUUUCGUCGUUCUCAAGAAGCUGUCAGAUGCAGUCCGAGACAACGAUACCAUCCGAGCUGUCAUUCGUGGUACCCAUGUGAACCAAGAUGGCCUGACCACCGGCAUUACCCUUCCUAGCAAGGAAGCCCAGGUAGCCAACAUCCGCGCCCUUUACGCCAAACAUGAUUUGGACAUGAAGCAGACGGCCUUCGUCGAGUGCCACGGCACGGGAACCCAGGCUGGCGACUUCCGAGAGCUCAAGGCCAUCUCCGAGACACUCGCUGAGGGAAGGACGACGGAGAACCCCGUGUUUGUAGGCUCCGUCAAGACAAACAUCGGCCAUCUCGAGGGCGCAGCCGGAGUCUCAGGUCUGAUCAAGGGUGUGCUCACCACCGAAAAGGGCCGUAUUCCGCCAAACAUCAACUUUGAGCGGGGAAACCCCGACAUUGACUUCCGGAACUGGAAAGUAAAGGUGCCUACGGACCUGACAGAGUGGCCGGUUGAUGGUAUUCGAAGAGUCAGCGUCAACUGCUUCGGCUUCGGAGGCACCAAUGCACACGCCGUUCUCGAUGACGCUGCUGUAUAUCUUGCAGAGCGCGGCAUGACAGCCAACCACAACUCGUCCCUCGACAGUACCCAGAGUCGUCAGCCAGGUGCCGUCUCCGAGGCCCAUGGCCCGUUCUUGACCCCCAAGCUGUUUGUGUUCUCCUCAAACGAGCGCAAGGGUGUUUCUCGUCUGAUGGAGACGCACCUCGGCCACAUCACCGGCCUCACGGACAUGACAGAGAUUGAUGCUGACAACUACGCCUACACUCUGGGAUGCCGUCGUUCGAUAAUGGAGUGGAAAAGUUUCGCGGUGGCCAGAUCUGUUGCGGAUCUCACAUCGAAGCUACAAUCGAGCGACGAGACGAGCUUCCUCCGGUCUGGCCGCGAGAGCAAGCCAAAGCUCGGCUUCGUUUUCUGUGGUCAGGGGGCUCAAUGGGCUCAGAUGGGCCUCGAGCUCAUGUGUUUCGAUGCUUUCAAGAGUAGCAUGACGGCGGCCUCCCGCCAUCUCAAGACGCUCGGCAGCGAGCUCGACCUUGUCGAAGAGCUCGCGAAGGCCAAGACGGAGUCGCGCAUCCAGGAUCCCCAGAUCUCGCAGCCGGCGACAACCGCGGUCCAAGUAGCGCUCGUCGACUUGCUGCGGGCUUGCAACAUCACCCCCAGCAGCGUCGUCGGGCACUCCUCGGGAGAGAUCGCGGCCGCAUACGCGUCGACCGCCAUCACCCGCGAGGCGGCCUGGGCGCUGGCGUACUACCGUGGUCGGAGCGCUUCUCUUCUCUCGACCGUCGCCCCGUAUCUCAAGGGUGCAAUGUGCGCUGCCAGGAUGACCAACGCCGAGGCCCGCCAGUACAUCGAGAGCCAUGACAAGGACAGCGGCCUCCAGGUCGCGUGUGUCAACAGCCCAAACUCGGUCACUAUCUCGGGCAACCGUUGCGAUGUUCUCCGGAUGCGGGACGAGCUCAAGUCGCGCCAAGUUCUGUGCAAGGUUUUAGAUGUCGACGUCGCGUACCACUCAAGGCACAUGCGGCUUGUCGAGGGCAGCUACAAAGACUGCAUUCAAACGGUUCUCUCCAACGACGCCAGCGAGAACAUCCCCUUCUUUUCAUCGGUUCGCGGGGAGAUGCUACCGCACAGCCUGCUCGACCCGUCGUACUGGGUGCAGAACCUGGUUUCUCCGGUCCAGUUCGUUGCCGCCGUCAAGGCCAUGAUGACUUCCGACAGCCGACCCGACAUUCUGGUUGAGCUGAGCCCCCACGCGACCUUGGAAUCGGCGCUCGCAGAGACCAUCUCCGAGCUUGGUCCCGGGUCCCAGGCCACCUAUCUGUCCCUCAUCCGACGCGACAAGGACUCUGCGGUCACUACGCUCCAGACCAUUGGCGAGAUCUGGGCGCGAGGCCACCCGGUCGACAUGCUCAAGGUUUGCUCCAAGGGCGCCGAUGCACAGGCUUACAAGACGCUCGUCAACCUGCCGUCCUAUCCCUGGAACCACUCCAAGGUGUUCUGGCAUGAGUCCCACACGUGCACCGAGCAUCGUUUCCGGAACUUCGGCCGCCAGGACUUGAUCGGGUCUCCUUCCCCGGACGCCACCACCUUCGAGCCCCGGUGGAGAGGGUUCUUCCGCAUCUCCGAGAACCCCUGGAUCCAGGACCACCGCGUCCAGAAGGCCAUCGUCUACCCGGCGGCCGGGAUGGUCACCAUGGCCCUCGAGGCCGCGAGCCAGCUCGCUUGCGGCACGACAGACGUUCUGGGCUUCCAUCUCACCGGCCUGCGGAUCGAGAGGGCGAUGAUCAUCCCGUCCUCGGCCUACGGUCUCGAGUACUCGCUCAACUUGAAGCAGCUCCCCGCCAAAGCAGAAGCGGAUCCGGAAUGGGAGUUCACCAUCUACUCCAAGCCAGAGGAUGGCCCUUGGAUUCGUCACGCAGACGGUAGUAUCAAAAUCCGAAGACAGUCUGAAGCUCUCUUGACCACAAGCGAACAUGCACACAGGUACACCCAGAUCCAAGGUCUCUGCGACAAGUCGCUCCCGCCUCGGCAGCUGUACGAACUCCUGGACGUUGUCGGUCUCAAUUACGGCCCAUGCUUCCAGAACGUGGUCUCCAUCUCCACCCACGAGAACGCCUGCAUCAGCAAGGUCCGCGUCCCUGACACCAAGUCCAAGAUGCCUGCCGGCUUCGAGUUCCCCCACGUCAUCCACCCCGCGACGCUGGACGCCAUGUUCCAGACGCUCUUCGCCAUCGACAGUAAGCCCAUGGUUCCGUCUUCGAUUGAGAGCAUUUUCGUCUCUGCACAGAUCCCUCACGGCGCCGGCCACGAGUUCACGGGCUUUGCCACGGCUGAGAGACACGGCCUCCGCGGUGCGGUGGGCUCCAUCGUCAUGGCAUCCGACGAAAGCAACUGGGGCAAGCCGUUGGUUGUGGUCGAUGGCUUGAAGUUCACUUCCCUGUCGACGCCUUCGAUCGAUGACGGCGGCUUUAUCCCCAAUCAUGGAAACCUCUGCUCCGAGGUCGUCUGGAGGGAGGACUACACUCGGGCUGUGACCGAAGACUUCUACGACAUGCUCUCACUGAUGGCGCACAAGUACCCUUCCUUGUCUGUUCUGCAGUGUGGCGGCAGCAUGCAGCUUGCUCAAACAAUCCUGGACAUCCUCCCAGAGGGCGUCGCCCCGAACCUGUCUCGAUACACAAUCACCGACCCUGACAUUCUGGGUGAGGCUCAGAAGGCUUACGAGAAAUCACCGGUAGCCACUCUGCUGGAACACCGCAACUGGCCAAAUGUCAAAGAUCACACUGCUCGAUACAACCUUAUCAUCGUGGCCAGAGAUGCGGGCAUCGACCUCGGUGAGGCCGGCAACAUUCUGCAGCCCGAAGGAGUUAUUCUCAACGAGACCACGCCACCAAUGACCCCGACCAGCACUGACUCGAUGCUCGAGGUCGAGCUCGUAUUCGACGAUCCUACCACUCUCCAGAUGUCUUGUGAUGCAGAGCCUGAUAACGUCAUUCACUGCGAUACGUUGGACCAGCACUUUGAGGCCAGUGUUUACGUCGACAAGCCCAAAGCUGCUUCGUCCCCCGGCGUUCUUAUAAUUAUGCCAGAUGCGUUUGGUUCCGCCGUGGAGGAACUCGCCAAGUCGCUCAGCGACCUCCUCUUGCAGAGGGACUUCAAAGUGAGCAUUGGCACCCUGCACGGAUGCGACCCAAAGGGCAAGGCUUGCAUUGCCCUUCUCGAAGCCUGCGACAGCUUCGUCUACGGAUGGACGGAAGGGCAGUUCCGCUCCUUCCACAGCUUGCAGGAACAGGCCAGCAGCCUCUUGUGGGUGACUCGAGGCGCGAACCGACGUCCCACGAACCCUCGCAACGCUCCCAUCAUCGCGCUGGCCCGGACGAUUCUCUCCGAAGACCCGCAGAAGACCAUUGUCACUCUCGACCUGGACGAGAACACUUGCCUCGCCUCGUGCGCUCUGCCCCAGACCGUCGAGUGGGUUCUGGAUUCCAUGCUGAGCGGAUCCGCCGAGGCCGAGUUCGCGGAAGAGGGAGGGCGGCUCUACAUACCGAGACUGAUGCCCCUGCAGGAGCUGAACAAGAUGAUUGAGAGCGACUCGAACGUUGAGAUUGUUCAACAGCCCAUCUUCAAUCAACCAAUAGCCCAGGCCGAGUAUGAAAUGACCAUAUCCCAACCGGGAAUCGACAAUGACAACUUCCACUUUGUCGAAAGUUCGCAGGCGUCUCAACUUGGCCCCUAUGAGGUCGAGAUCCAGACCCUUAGUGCCGCCCUGCAUCUCAACGACCUGCACACCGCCAUGGGACGGACCUCAGGCGACAGACUCGGUCUGGAUGUCCUGGGCAUCGUCAAAAACAUCGGCUCCCAGGUCAUAGACUUCCGGCGCGGUGAGCAGGUCCUGGCUCUCGUCCCCGGCGCUUUCAAGACCGUCCAUCGCGUCGACCAGGGCUUUGUCAAGCCCGCGCCGCCGCCCGUCGAGUGCUGCCAGUACACUCCCAGCGCCCUCAUCGCCGCGUACUACACGCUGUGCACCGUAGGCCGUCUCACGCCGAGGAAGAAAGUGCUCGUCCAUGCCGGCGCCAGCUCGUACGGCCAAGCUGCCAUUCGUGUGGCCGCUUUCUUUGGCGCCGAGGUUUUUGCGACGGUCAUGGGCGAGAACUCAAAGGCCCAGCAUGCGACUCUGAUCGAUGCUCACCGUAUUCCAGAGGACCACAUCUUCGAUGCCACCGGAGAGUCCUUCGUCGCUGAUGUCUCGAGAUUCGGAAAGGUUGACGUCCUGUACAAUCCCACCCAAGAGCACACUGCCGCCAGUUUCAAGUGUGUCAAGCCGUCCGGUUGCGUCGUCCAGCUCGCGGAUAGAACUGGGGGAGCUCUCAGCGUCCCCGUCUCCGCCGCGGCAUACAUCAAACUCGACCUCGGCCUCCUCGUGGAAGAGGACCCCGACCUCGUCAAGGACCUGUUCAGCAUAGUGGACCGAUUCGCCUUCGACUACCUGCGCGCGAGCUCUAGUCUCCAGUGUCAACCGGUCCAUCGGUUCCCCAUGUCGGCACUCGAGGACGCAUUCAAGCAGCUCGAACGAGAUCCGCACCACGGCCUGACGAUCGUGGAAGCGAACCAGGACACCCUCGUACACGUGGCCCGGGCGGUGCGUACCAAGUCCCUCGCCGACGCCAUCAAUCCUGAGGGAACGUACGUCCUCGCCGGCGGCCUCGGCGGUCUGGGAAGGAGCAUCACGAAGCUUCUCGCCGACAACGGCGCCAAGAAGCUGGUGUUUCUGUCGCGGUCUGGAGGCGGCGCUGAGGCCAACACCUUCUUCGAGAGUCUAUGCGGUGUCGACGCCAAGGCGAUUGCGGUGGACAUCACCGACCGGAAGGCGCUCGAGGCCCUCGUUCCCGACCUGGGUAAGGUCUCAGGCGUUGUUCAAUGUGCGGCCGUCAUCAAGGAUGCUCUGUUCGAGAAGAUGUCGCACGCCGACUGGGUUACCGCCUUCGGCCCCAAGGCCGUGGGCGCCAUCAACCUCACGGAAGUGUUCGGACGCGGACCGUCCGCCGCUGCUGGUGACCUGGUCGGCUCCUCCGAUCCCCGCGGCCCUUGGUUUCUAUUUUUGUCGAGUGCUUCGGGCAUAAUCGGCAACCGAGGCCAGGCCAACUACGCCGCGGCGAACGCCGUCCAGGACAUACUAGCCCGGUCUCUGCCCCGGGCUGUCUCUCUCGACCUCGGUCCCGUCCUCGAGGCGGGCAUGCUCGUCGAGGACGAGGAGACGCUCAGCAAGCUCCGGGGCGCCGGGUUCUACGGAAUCCGACACCGGGACUUCCUCACGAUGGUCGAGCGAGCCAUCACAGGCGAGGUCGCCCCGGGUGUCGCCACGCCGGCCCAGAUCGUCUCGGGCGUCGGCACCGGCGGCCUGAUCCGCCAAAACAAUCCUGGCGACCCCUUCUGGUCACGGUCGGCCAUGUAUUCGUACAUGAACACGGUCGACAUGCCGGUCGCCUCUCCCGAGGAGGCUACCGGCGGCGGCGGCGUCCCGAGCGAGGCGGACAUCAAAAGGAUGCUCGCGGUGUGCUCAGGUGCGGAAGCGGCGGCGGCGGUGGUCUGUGCCGGCCUGGUGCAGCUGAUGGCUAAAGCGAUGACGCUCCUGCCGGAGGAGAUUGAUCCGGAGCGGGCGCCGAGCGCGUACGGCGUCGACUCCCUUGUAGCUGUUGGCGUUCGGAACUAG